AUGACAGUGCAACCUAAACAAGGACAUUUAUAUUAUGUUGCUCAAUCACCUGUUAUGUCAAUUAGUUGGUCAUCAUUUACUAAUGCUCCAUUGAGAUGUCUUUAUACAACAUUUACUGACACUAUUACAUCUCAUUUACAUAUUUUACAAUACGUUGUUCAAAGUGAUACUAUUGCAAAAACUUUAUCACCAGCAGUACAUGACCUUCCCUUUACACCAACAGCAGCUCAUUUUUCACCUAAACCUAUUUCUAAUAAUGAUAUUUUUGUUACUUCAGGUGAUGGAUUACGUGUAUUCAGUUUGUCAAGUUCAAAUGAUAUUAAUCUUACUGCCACUAUGACUGAUCAAAAAUAUCAACUACCAUCUUGUGGGUUUGACUGGUGUAAUCAAAAUCCAGAUUUAUUAUGUACUUGGUAUUUAGAUAAUACUUGUUGUGUUUGGAACGUAGAGACAAGACGUAUCGCUUGGUCUAUUCCAAGUAAGAAACAAAUCUUUGAUAUGAAAUAUUGUCCUAAUUCUCCUGAUGUUUAUGGUAUUGCUUCUGAACAAGGAUUACUCCAAUUAAAUGAUAUUCGUGCUGAAAGACCUAUCAUGUUAUUGUAUCAAUCACAAGAUGCACCAGACCUUAUGAAACUUUCUUGGAGUUCUUCUGACCCUAAUAGAAUUGCUACAUUCAGUUCAUAUGGUGAUAGGGUAGUUGUUAUGGAUAUCAGAAAACCUUUUGAACCAAUGACUCAAUUAAAAAUUGCUCAAAACCAAGUCAGUUGUAUUGAUUGGUCAACGUCUUCUGCUAACGAGUUAUGUAUUGGAACAACUGAUAAAAAAGUUAUGGUUUGGGUAAUUAAACCAUCUAGUCAAAAUGAAAAUUCAUUACUGGAAUUCUCUUCUGAUGGGGAGGUUAAUGAUGUAUGUUGGUCUAAAUCUAAUCCAGAAUGGAUUGGUGCUGCUAUGAGUUGUUCAGUCCAUUACCUUCAUGUGUAA
Messenger RNA from Entamoeba dispar SAW760, 981 nucleotides. RefSeq names its product protein TRANSPARENT TESTA GLABRA, putative. Gene Ontology annotation, cellular component: nucleus. The transcript has a single exon. The coding region runs from base 1 to 981 and encodes 326 amino acids. The record is from RefSeq and is a predicted model, not a curated record. Gene Ontology annotation, molecular function: protein binding. Lineage: Eukaryota; Evosea; Mastigamoebida; Endamoebidae.